CCGCUCACCAUGGAGACCGAGCGUCUCGGGGUGGGCCAGACUCUGGGGGCCCUCAACGCGGCCCUCGGGCCGGGGGGCCCCGUGUGGUUCAAGGAGACGCACGCCCGGCACCUGCGGGUUCGAGACUUCCUGGCGCCGCGCCGCGCGCUCCAGGCGCGCUUCGGGGACGGGCAGGUGCCCGAGCGCGUGUUCCACGCGGUCGCCGGUGUGCAGGGCCCCGGCGUGGCGCCGGUGCUGCGCUGCGAGCCGACGCCCGCGGGCUUGUCGCUGCGGCUGCAGAGGCCCGCGGUGUUCGGGCGCGUGCUGGGCGCCGUGGCCGCCUACGCCGCGCCCGCCGCGCCGCGCACGCGCGCGCGCGUCCUGCUGCACUGCCCGGCGCUGCGCGGCCCCGCGGCGCUCCGCCUGAGCCAGCUGCGCGCCGUGCUCGUGGCCGAUCACCUCGCGCGCGCGCUGCGCGCCCAGGGGGUCUGCGUGCGCCUGGCGCCCGCCCUGCGGGACCCGCACAUGCAGAACUUUCUAGAGAAACUAAAGGUUGACUGGCCCACUGCCCCGGAGACUGCCUCCUCCAUCCCCACCUUGAGUCGCCUGCUUGCCCAGCUCGAUCCCGCUCAGGACGGGGAGCCCCUGCCCCGCGGCGCCUUGGGACGACUGUCCCUAAAGGAUGUGGCGAACGAGCCAGGCCACAGAGCCGGCUAUGAUCCUCACGUGGACAACUGUCUGGUCACGGAGGAUCUGCUAGCCGUGCUGUCUGAGCUGCAGGAGGCUGUGCGCCAUUGGCCAGAGGGCUGCUCCCCAGAUGCGGCUGGGGCUCCCGUGGCUGGGGCUGAGGAUGGCUGCGUGGCCAUCCACGUGGUGAGCUGUGAGGAGGAGUUCCAGCAACAAAAGUUGGACCUACUCUGGUGGAAGUUGGAUGAGCAGGCGCCCGUCACCCAGAAACACCUGGUCUGUGGCCCAGUGAAAGUAGCAGGUGCACCUGACAAUCAGAUGACUGCCUCUGAGUACUAUAAGCUCCGGCAUGCGCAGGUGUGCAAGGCCUCAGCAAUGAAGCACGGUGGGGAUGUGACCAAAGACCCAAACUGGACAGAGGUCUUCGGGGUUCUGUGUGCUGCCACAAUCAAGUUUGAGAUGCUAAGCACAGGCCCUCAGAGUCAGCUCCUCCUGGCUGACAGCAGCACCUCCACAAAGAGCACGAAGAGCGGCGUCUUUGUCAUGUACAACUGUGCCCGACUUGCCACACUUUUUGAGGGGUAUGAGCGCAGUGUAGAGCAAGGCCUGUAUCCCCCUUUCCCACCAGUGAGCAGCCUGGACUUCUCAUUGCUACACGACGAGGGUGAGUGGCUGCUGCUCUUCAAUGGUGUCCUGCCCUUCGCCGACCUGCUGAGCCAGGCUGCAGCCCUGACGUGCGCAGCCCCGGGGCUGCACGUCACUGCGCGCACAGAGCUGGUGUGCAAGUUCCUGGUCCAGCUGAGCAUGGACUUCAGUUCCUACUACAACAGGGUACACGUCCUAGGGGAGCCUCGGCCACACCUCUUUGGUCAGAUGUUUGCUCGCCUACAGCUGCUGAGGGCGGUGCGGGAGGUGCUGCACGCAGGCCUGGCUAUGCUGGGCCUCCCUCCGCUCACCCACAUCUGAGGCCGCAGGAGCACCCCAACAGCUGGGGGUAUUCACAGUUCCACCGGGGAAACCAAAACUAAAAGUCACAGAUGUUAAGGAGCUUGGGCCAAAAUAAACUGUUUCCGUUCCA
Molecule: messenger RNA, 1744 nt
Organism: Dipodomys spectabilis (banner-tailed kangaroo rat)
Lineage: Eukaryota; Metazoa; Chordata; Mammalia; Rodentia; Heteromyidae
Gene: Dalrd3
Product: DALR anticodon binding domain containing 3
Exons: 12
Coding region: 10-1632 (540 amino acids)
Biological process (GO): tRNA C3-cytosine methylation; arginyl-tRNA aminoacylation
Molecular function (GO): tRNA binding; arginine-tRNA ligase activity; ATP binding
Source: RefSeq, a predicted model, not a curated record